AUGGGCUGCAUGGAGUUUCACAGCGAUAUCCAAGAAUUCAGCCUGCAAAGUUGUACAGAGAGCACACUGAGGGACAGACGGUUAGUGGAGUACAAUGUGAAGAGUUCCGAAUUCGGUGGACUGCAGAUUGUGCAGCCAGACACAGUUGUGGAGCAGGAGGCUCGCCCAACUGGUUGCAUGUGGUAUCCAUACAGUGGCGGCAAAGGUGACAACCAGAAGGUUCUCACCAUGAACGACGAGUACAAGUUCAAGAUCUGGAACACCGUCAACAGGUCCUGCCGCAAAACGGCUCUAGCGCCAACUUACGGCGGGCCCAUCACAAGGAUGACGCCAGUGUACGCCGAAGCUGAUGGUGAGGACCAGUUCAUGCUCUAUGCCACGCAUGAGAAGGUACUGGGACUGGUGCAGCUGCCUCUAGACGGCAACCCCAACAAGUGCAUGGGCCUCAUCGCCCACCCUGGGCAAAUCGCGGCCAUCUCCGUCGACUACCAGGGCCAAUAUGCCUUUACCUGUGGUGGCAAUGACCUCACUGUUAACCAAUGGCAGAUCGAUCCACAGCCAGUUGCAAACGCCAGCGUCAUGGGUGGUUCUGGCAUCGAGCCCUUUGUGAAGCUCCUAGACGGCGGAGAGGAUGGCGCCUUCUUCUGCGACAUGAAGGAUUACUUCUACUACUCGCAGAUCCGGUCGCAAGACGAGAACACCACAAAGGCGAGAGCCUUGGAUGGCAUGAUUCCAGUACAGGAGAUCCCGCACCUAAUGUGUGCCCUGGGAUACUUCCCCACACAGCUGGAAAUUACCAACAUGACCAACGAGGUAAAGUACUCAAAGUUCGCGGAGACCGGCGAAUACGUCGAAAGGAUAGGAUUCGACGACUUGGUGAAGCUCUACGUGAACCACCGGCCGGUCUUCGCUGUGGGACCUGAACAGAUUAGACAAGCCUUCGAGGCCACCAAGAGGCAUGAGCCCGGACCUCUCUCGAGGGAAGGCUUCCUCAGUCUCCUCACCAGCCCGGACCUCAGCCUUGACUGGUGCUGUGACGCUUACGCCGCGCCUGUGUGCUCCAGGGCAGGUGAGAACUGCCAGGCCACCUCGUGCUGCGAAGAGGCAGGGCACCAGUGCUUCGUCAAGGACUCUUCGUGGGCAGGAUGUAAGGCUUCCUGCGCGCCUGGCAUCGACACCGCCGACCCUGCACAGUUCCGCACACCCUGGUCAUGCGAAGUAUUCAAAGCUUCAAUGGCCGAUGCGAACUCAUGCUCCAUCGCAGGAGUUGGCUGUAUGACCACCCGGUGUUGUGUAGAUCCAGACAAUCGCUGUUUCCAGAAAGACCAAUACUGGGCGGACUGCAAGCCUCACUGCGAGCCAGGCAUCCAUGAAGAGGAUGCGGCCGAGUUUCGCACGCCCUGGCGUUGCAGCCUCCUCGAUGUGAACGCCUCCGGUGCCUCCCAGGUGCGCUUGGAGGCCGUCGCAGCUCCGGAGCCCACCAGAAGCUGCUCCGGAACUUGGCAGAACUGCCAGAACACGAGGUGCUGUUCCCAGGAGGGCUACACCUGCUUCGAGAAGGACGAGACCUGGGCAGACUGUCGCCUCACCUGCCAGCCGGGGAUCAACUCCGAUGAUCCGGAGCCCUACCGCACUCCCUGGAAGUGCAACAUUUUGGAGCCCGUGGUAUUCCGGGGCUCAUCGCUGGAGACCAGGGUCUUAGCACCUCUUGGGUCCCCAGUUGCACGACAUGGGAGGCUUUUUGUGAAGGGCAACCAGAUUCUGGGAGCUCAUGGCCGCCCGGUGCGCAUCCGGGGUGUCUCCCUCUUCUGGUCGCAAUGGGGCUCCAAGUACUGGAAUCAGCGGGUGAUCCAGUGGCUGCGGGAUGAUUGGCGGGUCUCCCUGAUACGUGCAGCAAUGGGAGUCGAGGAUGGUGGCUACUUGGAUUCACCGGAUAGGCACAAGCAAAUCGUGGCCGAUGUUGUCGAUGCUGCCAUCCUAGCGGGUCUCUACAUCAUCAUUGACUGGCAUGACCAUGCAGCUCAUUUGCAUCAGAAGGAGGCCGCGUCCUUUUUCGCAGAAAUGGCCCGAAUUUACGGGCAGUAUCCGAACGUGAUCUUUGAGCCAUGGAACGAGCCCAUAGACCAGUCCUGGAAAUAUGUCGUUCGGCCCUAUCAUGAGAUGAUCCUUGGGAAAAUCCGCCAGUACAGUCCCAAUUUGGUGACAUGUGGGUCUCCCACCUGGUGCCAGGAUGUGGAUGUAGCUUCAGAGCAGCCUUUGGAUGAUUCCAACGUUGCCUACGCUUUGCAUUUCUAUGCCGGCACGCACCAAUCCUCGAUCCGAAGAAAGGCGGAGAAGGCUCUGAAGAAUCGGGUCGCGCUCUUUGUGACGGAGUGGGGGCUGUGCCAAGCGCAUGGCGAUGGCUCCCUGAACUUCACUGAAACUGAGCUUUGGCUGAACCUCCUUGAAACCUACAACAUCUCUGAUGCGAGUUGGGCGGUGAACGAUAAGGACGAGAGUUGCGAUGCUUUGAUUCCCGGAGCAGACUCUGAUGGAGGUUGGGGUCUCGAAGAUCUGACUGCCUCCGGACAGUAUGUACGCAAGUCGCUUGUGGACAUGCCUUGGGAUUCGACAAUCCCUACAAAAGAACCGCUGGACUUUGAUGAGAGUGGCUGUGCAAUGAUGGUUUUAAGUUUCUUUCAUGCCGUCGUCUUGCUGGCACUCUUUUGA
Molecule: messenger RNA, 2709 nt
Organism: Symbiodinium sp. CCMP2592
Lineage: Eukaryota; Dinophyceae; Suessiales; Symbiodiniaceae
Source: the annotation of a GenBank genome assembly